Messenger RNA from Pimephales promelas (fathead minnow), 2286 nucleotides. RefSeq names its product 4-hydroxyphenylpyruvate dioxygenase a (gene hpda). Gene Ontology annotation, biological process: L-tyrosine catabolic process. Gene Ontology annotation, cellular component: endoplasmic reticulum membrane; Golgi membrane. Gene Ontology annotation, molecular function: 4-hydroxyphenylpyruvate dioxygenase activity. NCBI's taxonomy places the organism in Eukaryota, Metazoa, Chordata, Actinopteri, Cypriniformes, Leuciscidae. The record is from RefSeq and is a predicted model, not a curated record.
CGAGGUCCAGUGACCUGUGCACAUAAAACAGCAUGUGUGUGUGUGUGUGUGUGUGUGUGCGACUCCUCUUCUGACACACAACCCCACGAGAACUUCAACAUGACUUCAUACACUGACAAAGGAGAGAAGCCAGAGAGAGGGAAAUUUUUAAAGUUUCACCAUUUGACGUUCUGGGUGGGAAACGCCAAACAGGCCGCGGUGUUCUACUGCGAUAAGUUCGGCUUCGAGCCGCUGGCGUAUAAAGGUCUGGAGACGGGCAGUCGAGAACUGGUGUCUCAUGCCGUCAGACAGGACAAGAUAAUAUUCGUCUUCGAGUCUCCUCUGAACCCUGGAAAUGAGGAAAUGGGGGAGCAUCUGAUGAAACAUGGAGACGGAGUGAAAGACGUCGCAUUUCAAGUGGAGGACUGCGACUUUUUAGUCAAGAAAGCCAAAGAGAGAGGAGCAGUGGUCGUGCGAGAGCCGUGGGUGGAGCAGGACUCCGGAGGAAAAGUCAAAUACGCGGUCAUUCAAACUUACGGAGACACGACACACACGUUUAUUGAGUACACGGGACCGUAUAAAGGUUUGUUUCUGCCAGGAUACCAUGAGCCGUUGUUCAGAGACCCUCUGUUACCAAAACUGCCGCCAGGACAUUUAAGCUUCAUCGAUCACAUUGUUGGAAACCAGCCAGAUGACAAAAUGGUGCCAGUAACAGACUGGUAUCAGAAGUGUCUGCUCUUCCACAGGUUCUGGUCCAUCGAUGAUAAACAGAUCCACACCGAGUACAGCGCUCUCAGAUCCAUCGUAGUCACCAAUUAUGAGGAAACCAUCAAGAUGCCCAUUAAUGAACCAGCAAUCGGGAUAAAGAAAUCACAAAUCCAGGAGUAUAUUGACUACAACGGAGGACCCGGAGUGCAGCAUAUCGCCCUGAACACGUCCAACAUCAUCCAAGCUAUCGUGAACCUUCGAGCUCGAGGGAUGGAGUUCUUGUCUGCUCCUGAUAACUACUAUGAAAUCCUACGACAGAACCUGAAGACGGCCAAGAUCAAGGUGAAGGAGGACCUUAAAACACUGCAGGAGUUAAAAAUCUUAGUAGACUUCGACGAUAAGGGUUACCUGCUACAGAUCUUCACCAAACCCGUGCAGGACCGGCCCACGCUCUUCCUGGAGGUCAUCCAGAGGCACAACCACUCUGGUUUUGGAGCUGGAAACUUCAAAUCUCUGUUCGAGGCCAUAGAGAAGGACCAGCACGCCAGAGGAAACCUGACGGUUCUCACACCGGAGAGCCAGGGCAUCCCGAAGGAGUUUCACUGACACACACAAACACAUCUGCAGAAACACAAACUCACAAGCCCGCGUCCUGGAGUGAAAGAAUAACACGAGAGCAUCAGUUAACACUGAACUGCAGCGCAACAAUAAAGAAUGUAACGUAUAAUGUAUCGGUAUCAUUCACAUUCAUCAGCUACAUCCACGAGUCAAAUUGGUUAAACAUUUUUUUCUAAGACAUUUGAGGGUUGUUAUAGUGAACUAAAUCUAAAAUGAAAAGCAAAACAAUUAAAAAAAGAAUUGCUUGAAUUAAAAUUAAUGUUAUAAUUAAAAUAAAAUGUUCAAAAACUUAAAGGGGCUAUAUGUAAGAUUUUUACAAAACUUAAAAAACGAGUCCUUCCCCGACUUCAUAGUUUGCCUCUGAAACCCUGUCGACUGAUUUUUAUGAUUUAUAGGACGUAUUUGUCGGGGAAAUCGCAGACGAGAGCCUCUCUUCUGUUCACUGACACUAAUGCUUAUACAAUGUUCAGGAUAAUACUGAAAGAACUGUAAUGUCAAUGUGUCGUCAAAGAAAAGAGAUUCAUUCAAACUACAGUCUCACAUAGUCAAUCUAUAGAGUCUAUAGUCUCAAAUAUACUUUAUCAGUGUGAUUUUAAUGAGCUCAUCUGUCGACACCGUGUUGGUUUGGCUGAAUUUCCACCAACCCAACAAAAGAUUAAAACUUUAAAUAAAAUGUAGCAACUAAGGACCUUAAAUGUUGAUCAUCACCCCCCCCCCAAAUAAAUAAACAAACACCACAUUGUCUGUAUUUUUAUUUCAAAAUAAUUUAUUUGUAUAUAAUCGGAAUGAUGCCAGGUUUAUACAUCUAUAAUGGCAGCUGUACGUUUCAUAAAGAAUAUCAUUCCAAAAGUGAGAAAAUAACAUUUUAAACAUUUUCUCAGACCUGGACAAAAAUGGAUAAAUAUAUUAGUAAAUAAAUAUAUUAGUGACAUACCAUUGAAAUGUUCUAUUAUAUAUAAAAUACAACACUUUAUCUUAUAA